AGUUUAAGUUUUUCUUCUCCUAAUCGUUCUUGAAAUUGUGUCCAAAUUUUUUUAACGUUACUUCAGCACAUUCCACACCGGAAACGCGGUAUGACAAAACAGCUACCAUCAAACGUCGGUACAUGGCAUUUAUUUUGGUACGAAUCGCCACUCCUAGAAAAGUGUUUGAGUUAAAAAGUAUCUUUUUGCUACCGAUAAUGAGAGAAUGAAAUGAAAACUGCCUGUUGGUCAGGGUACAACAACAUGAUAACAUGCACACGCUAACGGGCUGAUAGUUUUCCAAGGGGGAAACGGUGACCGUAUAUAAAUUUGUUCACCCACGAGCCCUCGCGUUCUAUUUCAGCACGGUGAACCCAGUGAGGCGUACACACGUGCAGUGAGUAAGGUUCGCUGUGAUCGAAGAUGGUGCAGGUGUAUAACGCUUUUACCCGUCGAACAAGACACUUGACGGUGUUGUGUGGCAUCUUUGCAAUAUUACAACUCGUGGAAGCUGAAUUUGACAUCUACCAGCUUAAUGGGAACUCGGUGACGUAUUAUGGGUACAAUAAGCAGUGCGGUUUCCAACACAGCUGUUACGGCAAUCACAGUUGUCCUUCGCUGGCAGGGCUGGAAAGCUUGGAGAAGGUAGCGCUGGAGCAGGUGAUACAUGAGCUGCUCAACAAUGAAGUAGCUUCGAAUGAUCCUCGGUUUCUGAUCGAUGCUACGGAGUUUGAUGAUGGGUUCCAUCAGACACAACCUAUCGAACCUAAUGAGCAGCUCGGUGUAACGCGUACUCGCACCACACAGAAGGUGCUGGAAGCAUUGGCCAAACGGUUUGGGUGCUGUCAGCUGAGAAAUCUGUUGGAUGGCAAGUGUUACCCGAAUGUAACGCUUCCCUGCUGCAAAGGAAAUGAACAAAUAUAUUGUGAUCCUUACUAUCCGUAUCGAACCUACGAUGGAAGUUGUAAUAAUCUAGAGCAUCCAACGUGGGGAAGACGCGGCAAUGGACUAAAGUAUCCGAUCGCACCGUGUUACAGUGAUCUCGUAUCGAAACCGGCGCGCAGCAAAAAUGGUGCAUCGUUACCACAAAACCGUAAGCUCAUUGCCGGACUGGCCGAUGUAUUGCGCAAGCGGGAAAUUAAUUUCACCUCCAAGCUGAACAUGUGCUGUGUAUUUUUGUGUGAAUUUAUCAACUCGGACAUGAUCGGACGAGCGAACAGCCGUACCAAACGAGCGACCGGUGGUUUUCGUGGGUGCCGUGCGGAUGGAACGGAUCGUAGCCCAUUCAUAACGCCCCUUUCAAACCCACUGCUGGUAACGUCUAAAGAUCGUUACUAUGGGCCGCUUAAAGUGCGCUGCCUUAACUUAAGCCCGCAAGAAAAAGCCAACGAUAAGUGCGAGCUAAAGCAUGUGCCCGAACGUAAUCUGCAGAGUAGUGCUUUAGAUCUUUCCAGCUUGUACGACAGCAAACCUAAUUAUGACGACUGCGGUAGACUGAAUCUGGAGCUUUGUGGUGCUACGAAACCGAUUGCCAAAUCGGAACCAAGUACGGUGCAGUUUAUUGCUAUUGCCGGUCUAUUUGGUAAGCUGCAUAACUACUGUGUGGAUCGUGCCAGUACGUGCCUGCAGUCGCCGGGACCGGUACAGGAACGGUGCCGUGCGUUUGCGAUAGGCGUUUACCAGAAGAUUAUAUUCGAGCAGCUGCUGCCGGUGUUGUUUGGGGAGGAGUUUUACAACGAGUGUGACUUCAACUGCGAGUAUAAUCCGGACGUCGAGUCUGUUGUUUCCAUGGCGUAUCGGAAUGCCUAUGGACGGUUUCAGCAUACAUGGAUACCGGAAACCAUGCUGUACAAGCCAGGAGGGCAGACACAAUCGUUACCGUUUAAUGUGUUCUUCCAUGAACCUGAACAGUUCGAUUGUACGGGUACACUGGAUGGGAUUCUGGAAACUCCAAUUCACAUUGGAAACUUAUCUAGAGCGAAUGUGGACAAGUUUUAUACCGUGGAUGGAACACGUGGCACCUGUCUGCCUUGUAUCGAUCUGGCACGUAGCCGUGACUCGGGUCUCUGUCCACUGGUAACGUACAAACACUACAUCGAGAAACUUUUUGGGGACGAUCCCAACUGCUACGAGACGUUCGAGGAUCUCAGCGAUAUGUUUAGCCCUGAUGUUAUUGAAUACUUCUCCAAGCAGUACGAACACCCGACGGAUAUUGAUGCACUGUUUGGAAUUCUGGAUCGUAGGUUCGUGCUAGGCGGAUUUCUUCCUAGAAUCGUUGCCCAAGCCACCUGCCUUGAGUUCAAGCGGCUCAAGUGUACGGAUCGAUUCUUCUACGCGUGGAAUUCGUACCUUGGUGAAGGAACCCGGCAUCUUAUCAAAGUUUUCGAUUUCACCACGCUGCUCGCACUGUUUACGGAGUUGGAUGAGGUUCCACAGCAACCAUUUUUCGUUGGUAGUCCAAGAAUAGCGUCGAAAGACAUUCGAGAUUAUGUGAAAACUUUAGACUAUCUGUUCUGUCAUCUGUAAAGUAUGUUGUUAAUAUUAACCUGUAAACAAAAAAAAAACAACUAAAUUAAUGAAUAAAAACAAAUAAAUGAAAAAUAAAUAAAUCAUAUACAAAUGAAAAUAACGAAACAGAAUGAGUUCUCGUAGCAGAGCAUUUUUGCAAAGAAUGUUCAAAAGAUACAACAAUUACUUUGUUUAGUACACAUUAACUGAUAUUGAAUUACUGUGCAACAAUGACGGAAAACAAACAAACAAAAAACGCUAGCGAACACAAGAAUGAAGUGAAAAAAGAGAAACUUGCUGUAUGUUUAUCAAAACAUUAUGUGCAGCUGUUCGCCGGUAAGCACGCGUGACACCAGCAAGACAUAACGUAAAGCGCCAACACUGUAAACAACUGACCAUCGGUUAAGCAAAACAACGAAACAAACUUCUAUACUAAACGGAAUCUUAUAAAACCACCUGCCCUGAAACACACCAUUCAGUAACGGUGCAGUUAUGCAGAUGGCACAGUAGUGAUUUUCCCGCGUGAAGAGUGGUAAUCGUGUAAAUUAAACAUUUACAGCAAAAGUUUCUAUCUUUUAUGAUGGCAUAUACACACGGGAAUUUAGUUCCGGUGCUAGUGUUAGCUCAGUGUCUGCUUCUGUGUGUACCCUUAUCUUCAGCAGAUCCUUUCGGUAUGAUAUUUUUGCUCAGUUUGGUGUUUAGUUUUAAAAGAGUUAUGACAAAUAAAUGAUUUGACAAAGUAAACCAAGGGCAUCUAAAACAGCAUGCAAUGACAUUGAGAAUUGAGAACAAAAGUAUUGUUGAAAGUUGUCUGAAAGGCAAAAAGAAAUAAGUUGUGCCGUACAGGUGUUGUGUAUACGGAACAGAUUGUUUGUAAGCAAGCGCACGGCUCAACUUCAAACGCCAAACGUGCUUUAUCGUGGUGCGACUGUUUCUACGUGACAUGGUGAAAACAGAAACAAGUAUCAGUGACAGUGACCAUAAAACAUGGACUUUGAAGGUGAAGCAAACAGUUUGAUAGAAUUGAGGAACCUUAAGAAUGCAUUCGGUUUGAGAGCUGGUAUUGUAUGAUGAUGUGUGAUGAUUGCAAACGAUUAAUAGGAAUAAAAAAGUAAUGUUUAUUGUUGGAAUGGCG
Messenger RNA from Anopheles funestus (African malaria mosquito), 3622 nucleotides. Its product is annotated as chorion peroxidase-like. Gene Ontology annotation, molecular function: peroxidase activity; heme binding. The coding region runs from base 403 to 2505 and encodes 700 amino acids. The transcript is spliced from 7 exons. NCBI's taxonomy places the organism in Eukaryota, Metazoa, Arthropoda, Insecta, Diptera, Culicidae. Gene Ontology annotation, biological process: response to oxidative stress. The record is from RefSeq and is a predicted model, not a curated record.